UGAAUCUAUUAUUAUCAAGACAUCUUUUGAUACUGCACCCAAUCACUUUAAAAUUGGCUUAAACAGACAGGACAUUGGACGAGAAGUCGAAUUCUCAGAUAAUCACACGUCAUGGCAUUUUGACAAUGAGACACUUGAGCUGCAGUACAUCUUGAGUGCAAAGGAGAAGACAGAAUCAUUGAAUGAUCUUCUCUACAGUUUUUCAAAGGAGCCGUGUCCUGUGCGGGGCUGUGCAGCUCCUUCUAAUGAUAAGGUCGAUUACGAAUCUAAUUGGAGGAAUUGGAGUGUCGCAAAUGAUUGGCCUAAGAAACGCGUGCCAGGUUCAGGAGCCAAUGUCACAAUUGAGAGUUCGUGGAGAAUGUAUGUUGAUGUGAGUGAAGUGAAUGUGGAGAAAAUAGAAAUUCAAGGUCAUCUGGAAUUUGACAACAAACGUGAUGUAGUUUUCAAUGCAACUUGGAUUGUCAUUAUUGGAAGUAAUGGCAAGCUUGUAGUCGGUGAAAAGGGUAAGCCGUUUACUUACAAAGCUACAAUUUUUCUAAAGGGCAAUAGGAAAGUGCCAAACUUGGUUUAUUCAAGAAAUGUGAUUGUGGGUUCAAAGGCGAUUGGAGUAUUUGGAGAGUUACAUUUGAAUGGUGAGCAACGCGAUGUUAUGUGGACAGAAUUGAGUCAAUCGGCUGUUGCUGGAGACAGUCAACUGCACCUUAACACUCUCGUCAACUGGAAGGCUGGAGAUGAACUUGUUGUUUCUCCUUCAGGUUACUUGCCAUCGGAAGCAGAAGUUGUCACUGUUCGUUCUGUCUCUAACAAUGUAGUGACUCUUCAACAAUCAUUGCAGUUUGAUCAUGUUGUUGAUCACUUUUUAUCUGGGAAUGAGACAGGCACAGGCAAUAAUGCAUCUCGCUGGUGGCAUGCAAAUGAUGGAGUCCGAAUGGCUUCUAAGGUUGGCAUACUGACUCAGAAUGUGCAAAUUAUUGGUGAAGAAGACAUCUACAAUUCAAUCUCAGUUGAUGAAUUUGGUUGUAGGAUUUUAGUGGGUUCCUAUCAGUACAGACUAGCUGAUCAUACUGGAAAGGCAUUUAUUGACAGUGUGCAGUUUAAAUAUUGUGGUCAAGGCGGUUUCUUUAGUCAGAGAGAUCCACGGUAUGUUGUUGCAUUUAAAAAUGCCUUGGAUGGUUCUGCAGGAUCAUAUAUCAAACACAGCUCUGUCCACACUGCAUUCAAUACGGCAUUUGGAACAUUAGCCAGCAAUUCAAUUGAGUUUAGUGACAAUGUGGUAUACCAUUCUGUUGACUCUAUGUUCAAAGUUAGUUCUCUCAAUUGUACCGUAAAGGGUAAUCUGGCAGUGUUCACAAGAAGCAUUCAGCUUGCAAGGCCAAAAGAUAAGUUUGCAGUUGACUUUCCAGCAACUUUUAACAUUAGAGGAACAGGACAUGUUGUGAAGGACAAUGUAGCAAGUGGGUCUGAAAGGGUUGGAUUCUAUUUUCCUGGAGAGCAGUGUAUUGAUGAUGCAGCGCCUAGAAAAGCUGAUGCUCAAUUUUGGGGUAACUCAGCUCAGACUGGAUUAAUUGGGUUGGUCAUUACAGGCUUGCGUGAGUCAUGCAGUGCAGCAGGGGGUUUUAAAGCUUCUCGACAAUGGGAAUAUGGUGUUUUUUCCUCUACCGCUAGUCGAAUAGCUCUUCGUGAAGUGAUGGUAGCUGUUGGUCACACUGGAUUGUGUUUGAACAUAUUUGGACCUGAUCCAGUAAAACAUCAACUUGACUACAAGUGGAUCAAAGUUGAAGACUCUCUAUUGGUUGGUUCAACUGCAAAGGAGCCAUGUUUUACAUCUACUCCUUCACAUUGUCCUUCUAUUUCUACUGGAGCCCAUGAUCCAAAGCUUGGAAUUAUGAUGGCAUCGUUUGUCAAAAAAAGAAGCAAAAUGAAUGGAUUUGUUCCUUGGCACAAACCAAUGAGUUAUCCCACAAUUGCUGGUCAAGUCAACAUAACAUCAGUCACGUUUGCUCGAUUCAAUAAUUUUCCGCCUUGCCUGCACGGCAGCUAUGUUAUUGCCAAUAACAAGCUGUCUCCAGAUGCCAUGCAUCCUGUUUACUUUAAGGAUACAGGACUUCUUGAUGUUGCCGGUGACAGAACAGCGCGGUUGUAUCCUCCUAAUCCUAAAUGGAUAGUGCAAGAGGAUUGUGUUGACAUGGACUGUGAUGGACCCAAACACUCUAUCAUUAAUGAUGUAGAUGGAAAACUUGUCCAAACAACUGGAGAGAGAGGGUCAAUUAUCCCACGGGCAGAAAUCAGAUUUGAUCAAUCACGUCUUCCAGAAACAAUGCGUUAUUCAGGCGAGAGUUCCAAAACCAGACUUGAUCCAAACUCUUUAAUUGACAAACGUGGUAUUGCCAGAGGAGAUAAUACGACUUUUAAUAGUGCCAUCCCAGGUUGUGUAUGGGUGUCCAGUUGGAAUGCAUACAAAUGCUCGGGGUUGGAUCAUCAAAUGCUCGUGAUUGAGAGCAUGGAUAGUGACUCAGAAGUUAGAAGAGUUUCACCAAUUGCUUUGCACGGUGGCAAUACUGGGAAUGGAACAUAUAUGGAUCUUAUGAAUGGACCCAUGGAUCACGGCUGGUGCACAUACUACACAUGUUUAAAAAGACUGUCCACUUUCUUCAGUAUUGUGGCAAUCGGCACAGAUUAUCAGUUGUGGUUUACAGGCUCAAAUCCUGGUCAUCUUCGAUUUCAUUUACUGAAUACUUAUGGUGGACCAAGUGAUGCACCAGGCCAGGGUGUUCGCUUAUCAAUAUGGUACAAGAACCCACAAAGAAAAGAUGUCUACAAGAGUGGCGUUUACUUGGAACCCGAAAAUGCAAUUUUUCAACCAAAUGGCAAAUCAAGAAGACCAGAUGGAGAUAAAUAUAUUCCGCAGAUAACCAGGCACCACAGUGGAGCCAACUAUUUUGAUCGAGCAAGGAAAACUUUGCACCUGAUCAUCAAAGGAAGUGAACCGGUCGAAGUAACAACACCUCCUGUUGCCCAGGUGUCUCUUAGUCUUGCUCUGGAUUCUGACAGUGUUUUCAAUGCUGACGAUUUUGUAAACAAAUUGGCAUUUUUGCUGGGAAUUCCUGAUUCCAUGAUUACUAUUGUUGAUGUUAUUGCUGAGGACAGCUCGCUGUCUGGGCGUCGUCGACGUGGGCUGCUAACUCAAGCACCCAUGUCAUUGCAGGUGGACAUAGAAAUUGGUAAUCCACCAGCUCCAAAUAUAAGUCAGCCAGAGAUGUCUAGCAUUGACGAACAAACUGAUGAAGGGGGUGGUGGAGAUACAGAUCCUGUGACUGUUGACUCGGAUAAUGUCACAGCAUCCACAGUAGCACCACAAGUGGCAACAGAUAAUGCGAACAUAACAGCUGAUGGUCAGUCCAUUCCGACUGAUGACGAGUUGCAGAGUGAUUAUAUACAAUCAGCACAGCAAUUUCUUAAGGAUAGUGCUGCUUAUGCAGAGUCUGUAAAGGAAGUCAACAUUGUGAACUUACUUGUUGAAGACCUCAUUAACAAGAUUCAAACUGGCCAACUUGAUAUUGAAAAUGCAACUGUAAGCAACGUGACAGUUGCACCUGCACUGCCACUGCCUGAGCCUGUUAUUCCAGCUGUUCCCCCUGGUCUUGAAAAUCUUACCACGAGCUCUGGGGAGAAACUGUUCCCAACUAUCGAUGUUGAGCCUCCUCCUCCUCUGUUGUUUGAUGAGCAGAACAAUGGCUCUCAGCUUCAGUUUCAAAUUCCUACAGCAGCUUUUGUGUCAAGGGAGCCUCCUGCUAUUUCAAGUCAUCUUGUGUAUGUGUCUGUUGUGAUAGAAGAUGCAAGUGGCAAUCCAGUUGAAAAUCUUGGCUUGAGUGCUUCUUGGCACUGUAAUGCGUCGCUUAUUUACAAUAUUGAUGAUCUGGAUCCUCCCAGACUAGAAGGCAUUACAUCAGUUACAUUUCAGCGAGGUGGAUAUGCAGAGUUUACUCGGCUUCGUGUUGAUAAAGCAGCAAAUGGCCUACAGCUAGAAUUUCAUGUGUCUCCUGGAGGAUUUACUGCACGAACACAAACUUUGUUUUCAGUGGUGUCUCCUACCUUGUCAUCUACCGCCCACAAAUUUGUAGAGUUUGUCAUACAAGAGAGCUUUCAACUUGUAAUUGAUGGACCUGGUGGUGUAGAAGGCUUCCGUCAAGCAUUGAGGAAUGAACUCUCAAGAGCUCUUGAUUUAGAUGUAGCACGCAUACUAGUGGAUAUAAAAGAAGGAAGCAUCAUUUGUAGUGUGGCAAUCUUGGAGAAGGCAAGUACUGAUCCUGAUGAUGUGCCGUCUCUUCAGGCAACUGUUUCAUAUUUGGGGAACCUUAUCAAGGCUGGGCAACUGACGAUUACUUUUGGUCUUCAUGAACUGGCGGUUGAUCAGUCAUCUUUUAUGGUUAUCCAAGAUCAAGAUACAGAAAAUAAGGAAGAUUCGAUCGGUUUUCCUACAUGGGCAAUCAUUGUUAUUGCUGUACCUGUUGGAUUUACUGUUGUGGCUUUGAUCAUUUUGUGGGUGAAACUUCGCAAUAGUUCAGGGAAAUCAAGGUCUCAGAAAAAAGUUCACCCAGACAAUCGAUGUGCUGAUAGUCCAAAACGAUCAUGCCCAACAGUUAUGUCUUCUGCCAGCUGUGCAAAUGUUGAUUUUGACAUGGCUAGAGAUAGUUUUGAACUGUCUGAAUUUGGAUAUCACAAUACAGUUGCUAUUGACUACAGUCUUAAAGAGACUCGCUGGGGAACUGCGCAGUAUGAUUCAGUUCCUGAGUAUGACAGAGGUUUGACUCCUGUUGAAAACACAAAUGAACUAGGUUCGAGAAAGAUGCCUUAAUAUCAAGUGAAUUUGGGAAGCAAAACACUUAUCUGGUGCACACUAAACUGUGCAUGUAUUUAAUUUGGUGGAUCAUUUAAGAAGUAUAUGUGCAUUUUGUGAAGUAUGGCUUUAAAUUCAAUUCUGAUGUGAUCUUUUUAUCUAUGUACGUUUGAAGUUGCUUGUCGAUUGCAAACGAAUAUUAUGGAGAGUUAUAGUGUUUUAGUAUGCAUUGAUGUGUAAUUGGCUAUUUUAUGUAUAAUUGUCUAGUUAUGUAAUACA
This is a messenger RNA of Corticium candelabrum, 5116 nucleotides long. Its product is annotated as fibrocystin-L-like. The transcript is spliced from 19 exons. Lineage: Eukaryota; Metazoa; Porifera; Homoscleromorpha; Homosclerophorida; Plakinidae. The coding region runs from base 359 to 4855 and encodes 1498 amino acids. The record is from RefSeq and is a predicted model, not a curated record.